AGGCUGUUUGAGAUAAUCUUUCUUCUGGAGCAUCCUCGAAGUUCAUUCUACUGACGCCGCAAGGUCCUCAUGUUAGUCCCCCAUCUGAGAAGAUCAUCCACACACCGCUAUCUCGCCGUUGCUUAACCCGAGCUUCAUCGUUCAGACAAGGGCUGACCGACGAUCUCUCUUUCGCGCCCAAGAGUUGCUCGUCGAUCCUUGGCGUGCUGUUGCGCCCUAUGGUCUGGUUGCCUUCCCGAGUGUCCUUCAAGAAGUGGUCAAGAGUUGGUCAUUAUAUCAAGGUUCACCUCAACUUCUUCCGUGUUCAUGUCCUGUUCUUUACUUUCACGCCUUUGAUCUUCUCUGCUAUCUUAUACGCCAGCAAUGGACAACACCCUUUGUCCUAUACCGAUGCCCUUUUCAACUCCGUUAGCGCUAUAACGGUCUGCGGCCUUGCGACUGUUGAUCUCAGUGGCUUGACACCAUGGCAGCAAUUUCUGCUAUUUUUCCAGAUGUCUAUAGGGAAUCCGGUGCGUGACGAACGUGCGCCAUUAAGCUCUGAAUCUUAUCAUGAAGAACUACACUUCUUCAAGCAGAAGUUCACCAAUAUCGUCCAAGCAGAGCUAUCCCGUCGAGCAGCAGAAAAGCUCCACGCUCCCGUGGAAGUCAAAGUGGUGCCUUGGUGGAAACGUACAUUGUACCUUCUUAUUGGACGUUCCCCGACACGCGAUUCCGACCAUAGUGAACGUCCUGGGAGUGCCACCCCUCCUCGAGUUCGGCCAGAUAUGAUUCGCAGAAUGGACGAUGCGCCAAAGUUGGUGAACCCCAGCGGAUGGAUCAGUGAAGGCGCGAGGCCCAACACUAGUCGCGAGCCCAACCCUCCUCCCAAUGUUGUGGUGCAACACCCUGAUACUCCUUCAGAGUCGGGGGAGUCCUCUCACCCCCAAUACUUUGACAGGAUCCCCUCAAUUAGUGUAUCAGAAGAGACUGAAUCUGCGAAAGAUGACGAGUUGAAUGGGGGUAAACACCGAGACUCACAAGAGAGUUCGAGUGAUAGCAAAAUUACUCACAGGUUGUCCGCUUCAUCGAACGGUGGAUCGGAACCCCGCGUCAGCCCAAGCACCUCGGAUGACAGUCUUGCCCCUCAACAGGCUCGUCGCGGGAUGAUCAACCGAACACUCACAUUACCGCGUACACAAACGGUCGAGUUUGCGCCAACACCUAGGCGAAGGCCUAUCUCUCACGAAAGGGAUCGUGGGGAUCGACUCCCUUCAAUUAACGAUUCACACCAGAUUCGAAGUAUGGAACGUUUCCCUACCUUACCCGAUCGACGAUCUAUGUCACGACCUACCAUGUCUAUUCCCUACACAACUGCCUCUCGCGCUCCCACGCAGGCCCGUACUAAGCAUCGAGGAUUCGGUGGUUUCCCCAUGCCUCUCGAAAUCCUUUCUGCCAUCUUCCAUUGGCUCUUCCCUAGACUCGAACGCCAACUAACACGAACGGUUACAAUACCGCGGACCCAGACCAUUGCCUCUCAGGCUGGUCCUGGUGCUCCACCUGGAGCCAGACUUGUGCCUUACAUUUCAUUCGAGGCUGUUGUGGGCAGGAACUCCAGGUUCCAUCAACUCACAAAGGAACAGCUUGAUGAGUUAGGUGGCGUGGAGUAUCGUAGUCUCACUGCACUUCUAUGGAUAGUCGGCGCAUAUCAUAUAGCUCUACAACUUAUUGCUUUCACGGUGAUCGCACCGUACAUGUCCAUGUCACGAUGGCAAGAUGCCUUUAGACCUCCUACAUUACUUAGAAAUCUUUCUCCUGUUUGGUUCUCUCUCUUCCAGGUUAUAUCAUCAUAUACCAACACUGGCAUGUCCUUAGAAGACAGGUCUAUGCUUCCAUUUCAACGAGCAUACCCGAUGAUCAUCUUUAUGAUUAUACUUAUCUUAGCUGGAAAUACUGCAUUCCCAAUAUUUUUACGAUUCACGAUAUGGGUUCUAUCGAAAUUAGUAUCGAAACAAUCUAGACUUAACGAAACACUUCAGUUCCUACUCGACCAUCCACGACGUUGCUUCGUAUAUCUUUUCCCUUCGCAUCAAACAUGGUUCCUCCUCACUGUCUUAGUCGUUCUCAACGCGACGGAUUGGUUCUUUUUCUUGGUAUUGGACCUCGGCACUCAAGUUAUUCAAGCCAUACCUGUCGGUCUUAGAAUUCUUCUGGGCUUGUUGCAGGCCGCUGCUGUGAGAGCUGCCGGUUUCGCAUCUGUUCCUCUUGCUGCUUUGGCUCCUGGUGUCAAGGUUCUCUACGUGAUCAUGAUGUAUAUCAGCGUAUACCCGAUCGCAAUGAGUGUUCGUUCUACGAAUGUCUACGAAGAGAAGUCACUUGGUGUCUUCGACGAUGAAAGCUCCUUGAGCGAAGAAGGCUUCAAUGCCACUGGCAAUCGUGCCACUGUUUGGAGUCGAUACCUGACGAUGCAUAUGCGGAAGCAGCUUUCUUUCGAUAUGUGGUGGCUUGCAGUCGCCUUGUUUCUAGUGUGCAUCAUUGAGCGUGACGGGCUCGAUGAUGAAGCUAACAACAACUGGUUUACCAUUUUUACCAUUCUCUUCGAACUUGUAUCUGCGUACGGAACCGUUGGACUGUCCUUAGGAGUACCAUACGCCAACUACUCCUUUUCCGGCGCACUCCGACCGCUAUCCAAACUGAUCAUCUGUCUCGUAAUGUUACGUGGCCGUCACCGUGGUCUUCCUGUCGCAAUCGAUCGCGCCAUCAUGCUACCUUUCGAGUUUCAAGAAACUGCGGACGAGCCUGUGUUACCUGACGAAACCGAGGAGAAUGGUGAACCUCUGCAGAAUGGAGAAGCUAUUCCAAAUGGUGACAUGGCGCGCGAGAAAUCUGCCCCGCCGGACCUUCCGCAACGUUAUCCUCGACAUACAUGGACUUUGGAUACACAGGAAAUGCGCGAUAUGCCAUUAUCACGUCGGACUAAUACCGUUACCAUAGAGGAACCUUAGAGUACUUGCAGUUCAUUCUGAGUACAGCCAACAUGUUGUUCUUGUCUCCAUGUUUUAUACGUAUAUCAUCUUGUAUCUUCUUGAAUCUGCCAUAGAUUAAUUCUGUAGACUACUUCUUGACUUCUUGACACAGUAACCAUUUGCAUUAUACCGAAGAGUGAGAACACGAGAACCGAGCCAGAUAAUACAAGGUCGUAUUCUACAUCC
Messenger RNA from Somion occarium, 3188 nucleotides. NCBI's taxonomy places the organism in Eukaryota, Fungi, Basidiomycota, Agaricomycetes, Polyporales, Cerrenaceae. The record is from the annotation of a GenBank genome assembly.